UUCGUCAGCGUUCCCUGUAAAGAAAACGACGAGAAGAAGAGAGGGAGAGCUUAUUGUCAGUUGUACGUACGUAGAGAGAACGAGUAGUCGUACUUCUCAUUUUGACCUUCCACUGUUAUUACAUCUUGACAUCUAAAGGAAUCCGCGGUACCCGAUUCAAUUCGAAUCAUUUCGUCGCCGAUUCAAUCACACGUCGAUUGACGAUGCGGCCGUGCACGAUCGCGUUCCUCUUGUCCUUCUGCGGCCUCGUCGCGGUGCCGACCGUGACAUUAGACAUCUCGCACAACCUCUCACUGAGCGAGCUCAUAGAAAUGAUGCAGGAGAACACGGAACAGCCAAACAGCGCCAAAUUCAAUCCCGACGUCAAUCUUAACACUCUGCAGAUGAUAAGAAAAGCAGGUUAUCCCGCGGAGGGUCACGUUAUACAGACGGAGGAUGGUUAUCUCUUAACACUUCAUCGUAUCCCAGGUGACAAGGAUCAGCCACCCGUGUUGUUGCAGCAUGGUUUUUUGUGCAGCUCCGCUGACUGGGUCAUUCCCGGCAAGGAUAAAGGACUUGCUUUCAUAUUGGCCGAUCAGGGAUACGACGUUUGGCUGGGCAAUAUUCGUGGAAAUAUCUAUUCGAGAGCGCAUGUUUCUUUGUCGUCAUCGGAUUCAAGAUUUUGGAAUUUCAGCUUUCACGAAAUGGGCAUUUACGAUUUACCCGCGAUGAUCUCGUAUAUCACGAAUACGACAUUGCAACCAUUGUAUACGUACAUUGGUCAUUCGAUGGGUACGACUGCGUCUUAUGUGAUGGCAGCGGAACGUCCAGAUAUUGCUCAAGUGGUGCGAGCGAUAAUUAGUCUCGCGCCUACAGCUUUUCUGAAAAACAUAAAAAGUCCAUUACGAUUCUUCGCACCUCUUGCGGACAAAUAUCAGAUAAUGGCGCACUUCUUCGGCCAGGACGAAUUACUGCCGCAGAACAGUGUAUUGCACUUCCUAUCAAAAUACAGCUGCGAAAUAUUCCACUUUGAGGAGGAGAUCUGCGCCAACAUAUUAUUCCUGUUCGCUGGAUUCGACGAAGAACAAUUCGACUACGCUCUGUUACCUACGAUUUUGAGUCACGAUCCGGCUGGCGCCUCGACCAAAACGCUGGUUCACUUCAGCCAGGAAGUCCAGUCGGGUAAAUUUCGCCAGUACGAUUAUGGGCCCGAGAAAAAUCAGCUGAUCUACAAUGCAACAGAACCACCGGAAUACAAUUUAGCAAACAUCACCGUGCCGAUUGCGUUAUUCUACGCCGACAACGAUUGGUUGGCCAGUAGUCUGGACGUGAAGAGACUUUACAGCAUGUUACCCAACAUAUUGGACUUGUACAGGGUACCGUUUCCUAAGUUCAAUCAUCUUGAUUUCAUUUGGGGCAAAGACGCGCCUGAGCUUGUGUACAAGAGACUGCUCAAGAUUAUCAAGAACGACAAGUCGGAUAAUAAAGAUAAGAGAUACAAUAGUACAGACGGCACAGAUCAUUCGUCUACAAUGCGUUUGAUCGUGAACGUGUACCUUAUAUCCCUUUGCGGCCUCCUCGGUUCUGCAGCGGCCGGGAUACUCGACAUCCCGAGAAAUAUAUUCAACAAUGUAAUCGGAACGGGCAAGGAACAGUCAAACAUCUCUACCCAAGCCAAUCUCGAUAUGCUACAGAUAAUAAGAAAAGCGGGUUAUCCUGCAGAGGCUCACACGAUACAAACGGAGGACGGUUAUCUCUUAACACUUUAUCGUAUCUCAAAUAGAAAUGGUUCACCCGUGCUGCUGCAACAUGGUCUUUUGACCUGUUUCGCCGAUUUUCUCAUUCCUGGCAAGGAUAAAGGACUUGCUUUUAUAUUGGCUAACAACGGAUACGAUGUUUGGAUGGGCAAUUUUCGUGGGAAUACAUACUCGAGGGCACAUAUUUCUUUAUCUCCAUCAGAUUCAACAUUUUGGAAUUUCAGCUUUCACGAAAUGGGCGUUUACGAUCUUCCCGCGAUGAUCUCAUAUAUUACGGAUAUAACAUCGCGACCAUUAUAUGCAUACAUCGGUCAUUCAAUGGGCGCAACUGCUUCUUACGUGAUGGCAGCGGAACGUCCGGAAAUCGUUCGAAUGGUGCGAAUGAUGAUCAGUCUCGCGCCCGCGGCCUUUCUGAAACAUAUGAAAAGCCCGAUACGGUAUCUCACUCCUUACGCGGGAAAUAUUCAGAAUUUCAUGCGUCUUCUCAGCGAUGACGAGUUUCUGCCGCACAACACUGUGAUGCAUUACAUGAACAAGCUCGUCUGCACGAAAGGAAAAAUUUGCACCAAUUUGCUGUUUCUUCUCUGCGGCUUCGACAAGGAGCAGUUCGAUAUGACUUUGAUGCCUAUGAUUGCGAGUUACAAUCCAGCCGGUACCUCGACCAAGACGUUAGUACACUUGGCUCAGGAGCAUAAUUCCGGCAAGUUUCGUCAAUACGAUUACGGUCGCGCGAAAAAUCUACAGAUCUACAAUGCACCGGAACCGCCGGACUACAAUCUCGCGAACAUCACCACGCCGAUCGCGUUGUUCUACGCCCAAAACGACUGGCUAGCCAGCACUCCGGAUGUGAAGAAGCUCAUCGGCAUGCUGCCCAAUGUUGUGGACGAAUACGAAGUGCCGUUUCCCAAGUUCAAUCAUCUCGAUUUCUUAUGGGCCAAGAACGCACCGCAGCUUCUAUACAACAGAGUGCUCGAGGUCAUGAAAUUGGAAUCAACGCCAUCUUGACGAUCAUAAAAUUGCAAUUGUAAAUUUUAGUAUACAAUAUUUUAAUGUACAAGUUUUCAGUGUUGUGAAAAAUACUAUAAGUAAUAUUACUUGACAAAUUUAUCGCCGAUUAAAUUAUAAUCAACUGCAUGAAAGAAUGCUGCUCAAAACAAAAUUUCUAAUGACAUAACUUCGUUGUCCUUGGUCAGAUCUCUUUUUUUUAAUGCAUUUUUUAAAUAACAAAUUAAUUAAUAAUUUUAUUAACGCGAGCAAAAUAGUAGGCCAGGUAGAAUGCAAAAGUAAUUCAUAAUAUUUAUUAUGAAAUCAUGAUAUCACAAGGAUGUUAUUAUGACUAAUUCAUUUGUCACUAUUAUAUAUAAGUCACAAAUAAAAUGUAAAAACUGACGUCAUUAUAACCUCAUUUGCUUCUACGUUCUAUCUGAGACAGGCGUUAUUAAUUGAUAAUCACAAAUUAUAAGUUAAUUGGGUCAAAAGUGUUCUCAAGUCACUCUGAAUAGGGUUAUAAAGUGUAGUUAUACUAAUUAUACGUGCGGCCAAGAAUGUGAAA
Wasmannia auropunctata (little fire ant) is the source of this 3288-nucleotide messenger RNA. RefSeq lists its product as uncharacterized. The transcript has 15 exons. Bases 204 to 2741 code for a protein of 845 amino acids. Lineage: Eukaryota; Metazoa; Arthropoda; Insecta; Hymenoptera; Formicidae. Gene Ontology annotation, biological process: lipid metabolic process. The record is from RefSeq and is a predicted model, not a curated record.